GUCACUUCGUGAAGUGAGUGAAUUGAGUACGAAGCUCGAAGAUUUCCGCAGGGACGGGGAAGAAAUCAAUCGGGUGAGUGUCGAUCGUAACGCUCUACAGUGCGAUUGUAGAUUGCUGGCUGUCGACCAUGCUGCCUUACCCAUCGAAAUGAGAAAAAAAACCAAAAAGAGAUCGACGAAUCUCAAUCAUCUGUGCGAUUUCACUACCAGCACCUGGCAUACUCUGACGAUCAAUAACUAGAACCGUAAACCGAGAAAGGCGGGUUGAAGAUUAUGGGAGACUGAUCGAGAUACUUCCGAUGAUCUGUUCUCCGCAAGGAGUGUUGCAGGUAUAGACAGUCUUCAAAUUCUAGAUUUGCAACAACGAUGAAGGGGUUCAUGUCUUCACCGAUGUCCAAACAUACUUUACUUGGAGAACUUCUGUCUUUGGGGAUCGAAAGGACCACCACAGGGUGUUUGCAAACUAGUGGUCCAUAACGUCAAUUGAUGACUGUAGUGGCAUAUGAGUUCUUCCGUAAUCCCUUAAAGUUUCGCUUGCGGAGCUGUGGGAUUAGGAACAAGAGACUGGAGGUAUGGCAUUGCGUAGGCAAAGCACGAGUAGUACGGUCACCUCCAGAAGCAAUCCUGGGAUGUCCCAGGGAGACGAAGAUGGAGGACAGAAACAGAACAAGCCGCUGCAGGAAUGGCUGGAGGGGAUAUCAGAGAGGAUGAUGAAGCGUAUAGAUACUGUCGGAGAUGAGGUUCAAAAGAUCGUGGACGAAAUGGGUGCAGUGGAGUUAGAUCUGAAGAACACAUUCAACAGUUUUCGAUGUCUUUCAAGCACACAAUUUGUUGAAAAUCGUGUGUAUGAAGAGGACGAGACAGAAUCAGUUAGAGCCGAAACUCCUGCCAAAGAUUCUCAGCAUCCAUUUGCGCCUACGGAGAGCUAUGAGGAUGAGAUCCUACCACGUUACAGGGAUGCCGUGUCAACCGCUUGGGCAACUUUCCAAGAGAUCAGUCACCAACAUGAUCAGGCAUCCCGCAGGCUUAGGUCUCGAAACAAAGUGUUGAGAAACUUGGAUUAUGAUGGACAUCUUCAUCUUGUACCCCAUAUUAUAGGAACCGAUGAGUUUGCACGAGACGCGCAAUGUGGCCUUGCAGAUUUAAGACACAAGCGUCCAAUAGUUGAUGGGUUUGAGGUAGACAGCGACACCGAGAGAGAAGGGGCCGAUUUGGCUGCAGAACUUGUUGGUGCGGGGAGUGUGUCUGAAGGCGAAUGGUCCGACCCUGAAAGCGAUUUGGGUGAUCAGGGAGAUGGUUUCGAACCUGCCGUGUCUGCCGCUCUGGAUUUCAAGGCCAUGCUUGAAGCGGCUCUUCGGAAUCCAUCCUUGCCAUAUGAUGGUAAUACAUCCACCGAAGAUGUUGACAUGUAUGGACAAGGAAUUGACAACGACUACUUCCUUUCGAAUGUAACCAUUGAUAAUUAUUACGGUUCUCCCAGGACCAUAUCAAGGACGGUGGAGACUGGAGAUCACCGUGCGAGCGAUGACACAACUGCGAAUAAGGAUACACGUGACCCUGGCGAUUGGCAGCUGACAGCGAGUCAUGUUCCUGCAAAUAUUGCGGUUCAAACUACAGCAGAUUCUUUGGAUAACAUCACUUCACAGCCAUUGCAGCCUGGUCGAGCUGAGCAACCUUAUAGAGAUACAAUGGAAGAGCUUUUGAAGAAGCCGUUUAUGUUGAAGACUCAAAAUCCAAUGGAGGAGGAUAAGUUGAAUAAUUCAGAGACAAAUGUGCCAGCUGAAUACAACAGCUUAUCGAACCUUCCGUAUAUACCGGGUGGGUUGUUUGACGACGACGAAAGCGAUACGGUGUCUAUCGUUGGAGAAUUUGCCAAUGUUAGUGACAGUAACACAGAACCCACGAUCCCCGAAGGACUGUUUCAAAGGCAUCCACCUCCAGGUGCAGCUGAGCCUAGUCAAGAACAAGCUCGAAGUUCCAGUACUGUGGAUCACUCUACGUCUCCUUUACUGGUGCCUCCGUUCACAACUGGAAGGCAGCCCUCCAACGUAGACAUCACUUCCUUGUUCAAAGGUCAGGACAACAAAGGACCUACGAAACUAAAGAUUCCAGAUUCCUCAUCCUCACUCGGGAAUACGGAAAACAUCUCUAACAGGUCAAACACUUCGAACGGCUCCAGGGGACAAUUUACUUCUCAAUCUAUCGUUCGACCCCAAGUUCGUGGAGGCUUGUUCGAUGAUAGUGACGAUGAUGAAGAAGACACCGGGAAUCUUUUUGGAGUGACAGAUUCUGGCAUCGACAGUCAGCCUGGUUUGAGAACGUGGACCUCUGCCAGUAGCAAAGGCCUCUUUGACGACCUUGAGAAUGAGGAUGCCACAGACCAAAACCUGUUCAGACAACCAUCAGGGUCUAGUCACGAAGGCCGGAACAACGACGAUGUGUCCUCCGUAUUACGCAAGGUCAUGAUACCAGGGCCAGCCACAGGCCGUUUACCUCAGAGGCAAUCUUCUUGGUCUAGUAAUUCCGAUGGUUCUUCCGAUCCCCUACAGAAACAAAUCUCUGGUUCUAGUCCUUCCCCAAGUGCUUCGGACCGCAACCUUAGACAAUCUCUCAGUUCUAGUCCCUCAGGAAACACACUUCAGAGCAAGCCGAAAAUAUCUUCUAGUUCUAGUCUUUCUGAAAGCUCUCCUGAUCCUCUCCAGAGACAAUCUCUCAGUUCUAGUCCCUCAGGAAACACACUUCAGAGCAAGCCGAAAAUAUCUUCUAGUUCUAGUCUUUCUGAAAGCUCUCCUGAUCCUCUCCAGAGACAAUCUCUCAGUUCUAGUCCCUCACGAAAUGCACCUGAGAGCAAGCCGAAAAUAUCUUCUAGUUCUAGUCUUUCUGAAAGCUCUCAUGAUUCUCUCCAGAGACAAUCUUUAAGUUCUAGUCCCUCACGAAAUGCACCUGAGAGCAAGCCAAAAGUAUCCUCUAGUUCUAGUCUUCCUAGAAGCUCACCUGAUCCUCUCCAAAGACAAUCUCCGAAUUCCAGUCCCUCACGAAAUACUCCUACUCGAGACCCAAAACCAUCUUUUAGUUCCAGUCCUUCUGGAAGUUCACCUGAUCCUCUACAGGGACAGUCCCCCGGUUACAAUCUUACUGCAAGUAAACAAGAUCGCAUUCAUGAACAGGUCUUCGAUCCUACUCUGUCCGAAAGUACCAUAGAUCGUCCUAAAAAACCGUUUUCUGGCACCAAUUUAUUUGGAAGUUUUACAAGUCCCACCCAAACGCAGCCUUCUCGUUCCUCUUUAGUUGAGAGCGUUCUAGAUCGCACAAGCAUAGACUCUAGUCCUGUAAAAUAUGAGUUUAAGGAGGAUAGUGGUGAAGACAAACCUGUUGAACCUCAUCCGAGUCUUGAGUCCUUGCUGGCAGCUGGUAUUAGGCCAACUGUCCAUUCAGCUGUAGACUCUUCAGAUGAUUCGGAUGCUUGGUCGAGGUCUGAAAGUGGUGAUGAGGGUGAUGGUGAUGUUGACACGUCUAGCCGAGGAAAGCCAGACUCACCAAAGUCAUAUAAGGGUUUCGGAGCCACUGCAGAAAGUUUUGCAUCAAAUUAUGAGGAGAAGAGUUUAUCGGAUUCUGAUGGGGCCAAGCAGCCAGCAGCAGAACCUACUGUCCAGCACAGCAGAUCAUCUUCGGUAGAAACUGCCUCUAUGGUCUCCGUCCCGGAGUACACAUUAAAAAGUCCUUUAUUUCCUCUUCGAUCCCAUGAUAGUUCUGCAUCAAGUCCCUCAAGGCCAAGAAGAACUUUCUCAGACUUACAGGAUUUGGAGAUGCCAGAGGAACAACCUCUCAAGCCCCAGAGUCCUAUUGAGGAGGCAAUUAGACCAACUUAUGCAUUCAUCGACAGAAGAACAAAUCUUGGUGCUUCCAGUAUCACUGAUGAUGAUGCAGGGAAAUUGACUCACACGACAUUAUCACGGCCCUUGGGCCCUGCGAAGCGUAGGGCUCCUUCACCUAUCAAACCUUUGAAGAGUACACAAAGUUUACCUGUUCAAAGUCCACCGCGACAGAUUGACACACUCCCAAGGAAUGUAUCACAAAAUGUAUUCUCAGGCCGUGAUCUGACUGCUCCUAAAAUUGACAUCGGACGGUUAACUACUGGACGAGCAUUUACCUCUCUUUUUGACGAGGAUGAUGGCGAUGACGAUCUGUUUGGUUCAGAGCUCCCUCCAAAGCAGAGCAAUUUGCAGAUAGGCCCAAAACUUCAACAGACCAAGUCACCUCUGGAUCUACCUGUUCCACAGAACAUGACACGAGAUGAAGUCAAGGGACCUUUUCCUACUGUGAAGAGUAGUAGGUCUCCUGAAGAUCUCUUCCACACCAGAGAACGAGAUGAACCUGCGGAAGUUGCUUUGAAGCCAAAGUCUCCUUUAGAUCUCUUCCAAACCACAAGGCGAGAUGUUUCUAAGGAAGUUGCUCACCCGGAGAGGAGCAAAAUGCCUCUGGACCGCAAUGUGGAUCUCCAAACAACGACGGCUCGAGACAUAGAGAAGGAAGAAGAUCCUUCUCCAGCGAGGAUUCGUUCACCAUUACCGUCCAGGGUUCCCACUGCCUCACCUGCCAAGAUAUCUGGUCUUAAAGCAGAGGAUGCUAAGGCACCUGCGGGAAGACCUGCGUCGAGAUUAUCAUCUCUUCUAUUCGGUGAUGAUGAUGAAGAUAACGAGGAUGCAUUGUUCGGGCCACUCCAUGAGAAGUCUUCUCGGGGAAGUAAAGAUUGGUUAGCAUCAUCAUCGUCUUUCAAUCCAGCUAGGCCGACAUCGUCUUUCAAUCCAGCUAGGCCGACUUCAUCUCGACGCACCUCUGGAAGUUCUUUGUUUGAUGAUUGAUUGUGUAUGCUCUGUAUCUAGAAUCAAUUAUUUGCCGACCGGGACUCGGCGACUCUUGACUCAGUAAUAAGUGAAUUGAAGUAGAGUGAAGUUAUUUGACGAUUAAAAAUCCAACUGCACGCUGAAUCAGUGUGGCUUCCAUAUCACGUCGGCUCGUUCUGAGCACCUGAUUUCUGUCCAUGAAACAAGCACCUCAUGUUGCGAAUUCUGAAGUAUCUGUUGAGGUAUGAAGUAAACCGCAGUUUUGUAGGCUUUUGUACAGUUCAUAUGCAUGGUCCUGGAAGAAUGUAGGAUCUUUCAUGCCUAUUAUUUUUUCUGUAUUUCAUCACGACGGAGUAUGUACGAUAGAUAGUGCCUAGUGCGCCAGCUGAAAUUCAACGAACUUCAGUAGAAGGUGAGCUUUGAGAAGUACACUGGUAGACAGCUAUAUAGUACCUUUAAAUUUUAUCAUCAAAUCAUAAUCACGAAGCUCAAAGCUCGUACAUCCACUGUAUAUGGAACGAGUUAGUUGGUUGUGAUCUGCAUUUUCAGUACUGCUCUCUUGGACUUCGAGUUGAUUCGUGAUCGUUUAGCUUCAGUCAAGUAGGCUGUCUCCUUCACUCCAUAUGUGACAUUCUCCAACAGUGUGCGGGCCUUAAUUAGGACUAAUCACAGUUUAUGGAGGCUUUAAUGAAAUCUUGUUCUCGGUCGAAAUAAAUCAAUAUUUUGUACAUC
This is a messenger RNA of Marchantia polymorpha subsp. ruderalis, 5576 nucleotides long. The record is from the annotation of a GenBank genome assembly. Lineage: Eukaryota; Viridiplantae; Streptophyta; Marchantiopsida; Marchantiales; Marchantiaceae.